AAUCACUCGGAGUAUUUUAAUUUUGUUUUCUUUAUUUUUUCUAGUUGAAUGAUUUGUUCGGAAUAUCUAUUAUCAGCAAAUUAUCGAUGAGUGAUGAGUGAAAGUAAUCGUCGACGUUUAUUUGAAUUACUCAAGAUUGAAGGCAAUCAACGAUGUGCAGAUUGUCGCGAUGAUAGUCCCGAAUGGGCAUCAUAUACGCUUGGUGUAUUUCUUUGUACUCAAUGUGCAAGUAUUCAUCGUAAGAUGGGCAUUCAUAUCAGCCGUAUUAAAUCGCUCAAAUUAGAUAAUUGGGAAAUAUCACAUGUACAAACCAUGGAAAAUAAUGGUAAUUGUCGUUCGAAUGUUUAUUAUGAACGUCAUGUUCCAUUAUAUUAUCGCCGUCCGAAUCCACAUGAUCCACAUGUUUUACGCGAACAAUGGAUUCGUGCUAAAUAUGAACGGAAAGAAUUCAUUUCCGAGCCUAUGACUGAAUAUGCAGAUGAUUAUCUCGAAGGAUUCCUAUAUAAACGUGGCAAAGAGGAUGGAAAAUUUCUUCAACGAAAAUUCGUUUUAUCAUCGGUGGAAGGGACACUCAAAUAUUUCAUUAAAGAAACAAGCAAAACACCGAAAGCUGUGAUUAAAGUUGUAUCGGCUAAUGUUACAUUUUGUACGAAUAAAAUUAAUAAUCCGAAUGCCUUGCAAAUAUCCUGGAAUAAAGAUGGCUUUACACGAAGUAUUUUUGUCUAUAGCGAUUCGGGCAAAGAUAUUAUUGAUUGGUAUACCGCUAUACGUGCAACAAAACUUCGCCACCUACAGAUUGCCUUUCCCGAAGUUCCAGUUGAAGAGCUAAUACUCUGUUUAAGUCGCGAUUAUCUUAAAGAAGGUUAUUUAUGGAAAACUGGUCCACGUUCAUCUGAUUCAUAUAAAAAACGGUGGUUUAUUCUUGAUGAAAAUCGAAAACUAAUGUAUCUCGAACAUCCACUGGAACCAUAUCCUAAAGGUGAAAUUUUUAUCGGCGAUUCUAGUGAAGGAUAUUCCGUACAGAUGGGAAUCAUUAACGGCAUGAAAGAUUUUGAACAAGGACAUUCAUUCACAUUAAUAACUCCGGGCCGGAAUUGGUGUAUGGGCGUCGAAACAGCCGAUGAAAUGCAACAAUGGAUACAAGCCCUAGAUUCGGUGAUCAAUCGUAGAUCAUCGAUACCGAAUGAUGCAAUGAAGGAAUCUGCACGUAAUGAUCUCCGUGAUUCCUACAUUAAACGAAAUUCCAAUUUAUUGGAUCAAUUCAAAAGGAUAGUCAAAUAAAUGGAAAACAUGGAAAAACAAAUGAAAAUGAAAACUGAAUGCUGAAUGGUCACGUUACAUAAUUAUUAACGUCCUUUUUUGCACAUCAUUUUUUUAUAUUUUGUAUAUUCAUAUAAAAUGAUAAUAAUAAUAUUGAUUAUCCAUCAACUACACUACACUACAU
Molecule: messenger RNA, 1444 nt
Organism: Dermatophagoides pteronyssinus (European house dust mite)
Lineage: Eukaryota; Metazoa; Arthropoda; Arachnida; Sarcoptiformes; Pyroglyphidae
Product: arf-GAP with dual PH domain-containing protein 1-like
Biological process (GO): positive regulation of GTPase activity
Cellular component (GO): plasma membrane; intracellular membrane-bounded organelle; cytoplasm
Molecular function (GO): phosphatidylinositol-3,4,5-trisphosphate binding; phosphatidylinositol bisphosphate binding; GTPase activator activity
Source: RefSeq, a predicted model, not a curated record